Molecule: messenger RNA, 2008 nt
Organism: Saccostrea cuccullata (small rock oyster)
Lineage: Eukaryota; Metazoa; Mollusca; Bivalvia; Ostreida; Ostreidae
Product: heat shock 70 kDa protein 14-like
Exons: 14
Coding region: 46-1566 (506 amino acids)
Cellular component (GO): cytoplasm; ribosome; plasma membrane
Molecular function (GO): ATP-dependent protein folding chaperone; ATP binding
Source: RefSeq, a predicted model, not a curated record
UUCCAUAAAUAGACCUUUAUGUUUUUAAAUCUCGCGUGAUUAAAUAUGGCUGCCUUUGGAGUGCAUUUUGGCACGACUUCGGCAUGUCUUGCUGUUUACAAGGACGGAAAAACAGAUGUGGUGGCCAAUGAUCUUGGUGACCGGACAACACCGUGUAUAGUAGCUUAUACAGAUCUUGACCAGGCUGUUGGAGUUGCAGCAAAGCAAGGGAGUAUAAGGAACACACAGAAUACCAUUAGUUUUGUCAAGUGUGUAUUGGGAAGAUCAUGGGACGAUCCAGUCACCCAGGAUUAUGUCCAGAAAUCACCUGUGAAGAUUGAGAAUAAGAAUGGACAGCUGGUCUACCUGGUCAAUUUCAAAGGAGAAAUGAUUAAUGCAACACCAGUGGAUGUGGCAACAGCUAUUUACAAACAAAUGAAAGAGACUGCCAGUAGUCAUGGCGAUGGGGAUAUACACGACUCAGUUCUGGCUGUGCCUUCACAGUUUUCUGUAGAGCAAAGGAAAGCGUUUGGGGAGUGUGCUUCUCAGGCAGGAUUCAGUGUAUUACGGACAAUCAAUGAGCCAGUGGCAGCCUUGUUGGCAUAUGACUUAGGGCAAAUAGACAACACACUACACUGUAAUGUAUUAGUGUAUCGCCUUGGGGGCGACUCCACAGAUGUCUCAGUAGUCCGCCUUCACGCGGGACUCUACCGGAUUCUAGCGAGCACCAGCACUCAACAUGUCGCAGGAAGCAAGUUCACCAAUGUGCUAGCAGAUUUUUUGGCUCAGGAAUUUUACAAGAAGUAUAAGUUGGAUAUCAAGGAAAGUCGAAGGUCUUUAAACAAACUAAGGAUGGCCACAGAAAUAUGUAAACACACCCUGUCUACAUUAGAGAAUGCCCAGGUCUCUAUAGAUUCAUUACAUGAGGGAGUGGACUUUCACAGCAGUGUAUCCAGAGCCCGGUUUGAGAGCAUGUGUGGAUCUCUUGUACAGAAGUGUACUGCACUCAUAGAAGAUGUGUGUGCCAAAUCAGGUGUCAAUUCAUCAGAUAUAGAUAAGGUUAUUAUAUGUGGUGGUGGUGCUAAACCUCCAUUAAUACAAAAGGCAAUCUCAGACUAUCUAAGUAAUGCGGAGAUGUUGAAUUCUAUCCCACCAGAUGAAGUGAUAGCUAUUGGAGCAGCCAAACAGGCUGCCAUUUUAACAGGAGAUAAGGAAAGUGAACUCCUAGAAGGUGAAAAUGAAAUUGAAUGUCUAUCAAAGACUGUAUGUAUAAAAGCCAUGAAUAUCAACAAAGAUAUUGUAUUAUAUCCAAUAUUCCAAGAGAUGACCCCCUUUCCAGCACGAAGACAAGAAGUGAUGAAUUUAUGUCCAAAUCAAACAUCAAUGGAGAUGGAUAUUUGUGAAUGCACAGAUAUUGAAAAUCCAGACACUGCAAAGUGUUUAGGAAAAAUUGUGAUGAGACAAUUACCAGAAAAAGCCUGUAUAUCCAUGACUUUUCAUCUGAGGAGUGAAGGAUCAUUACAUAUAACAUGCCGUGAGGAGACAUCACAACAGAUGGAGCAGAUUACAUUAGAUGUCUGCGGCUGAUCUGUAAUGGACACGCUCAGGGAUAGUUGUUAUUUCCUGAAAAUGGACAAGCCAUAUUUGUGUAUAUGUGCUCUAUGUGGUUGUCAUAAAACAGAUUUGCUCAAGAUGAAAGAAAGUUGUGAAAAAGCUGUCUAUCCUAUAGUAUGGAUUUGAGAUAAGGAUAUUCCAAGCUUUUUCCAUGUUUUCCUGUUCUAAUGCAGCUUGGAAUUUUGACACCCAAGAACUGAAAUCUGAAAACAAAUACAAAAUCAACAGUCCAAUAAUGGAUCUCCUUUGUUGAAACCUUUUAAUUUCUGUGAAUUUAUUUUCUUUUACCGGCGUAUUUUGUUUUGAAUCUGUCAUAAGUAUAGUUAGCUUAUAUUACAAAUAAUUUUGCACAGGAAUACCAGGUAUAUAUUUCUAUGAGGAAGUCAAAAUAAUUAAAUAAAAUCUUUAAAAGUUG